Juglans regia (Persian walnut) is the source of this 3932-nucleotide messenger RNA. RefSeq names its product topless-related protein 2. Gene Ontology annotation, molecular function: protein binding. The record is from RefSeq and is a predicted model, not a curated record. Lineage: Eukaryota; Viridiplantae; Streptophyta; Magnoliopsida; Fagales; Juglandaceae. Gene Ontology annotation, biological process: regulation of DNA-templated transcription. The transcript is spliced from 25 exons. The coding region runs from base 321 to 3716 and encodes 1131 amino acids.
UUCUCUCUCUCUCUCUUCUUUUUUCUCUGGCAGCUUUUCUUCUACACAGUUUUUGUCGAAAGACAGUAUGCGGAACCAGAAACCCUAGAAACCAGUCCUAGUACGAUUAUUUUUCCACCAUAAAGCCACCAGACUCAGAGAAACGUCGUCGCUUUCGCCGCCGACUCUGCCGAAAUUCAAGCUCUGAAUUUUCACCGACAGCUCGCGCCUCUCAAACCCUUAUCUGGCAAGAAAUCUGUAAAGCUUUCACAUCGGAUAAAAUUCACUCCCGGUCGAUUUCCUUUUUGAAUUUCAAAUUCUGAACACGUCCGGGGAGUAAAAUGUCGUCUUUGAGCAGAGAAUUGGUGUUUCUGAUUCUCCAAUUUCUCGAUGAAGAGAAAUACAAGAGUGCAGUGCACGAGCUGGAGCAACAGUCUGGGUUCUUCUUCAACGUGAAGUACUUCGAAGAGAAAGCUUUGGCCGGAGAAUGGGAUGAGGUUGAGAAGUACCUUUCUGGAUUUACCAAAGUCGACGAUAACAGAUACUCCAUGAAAAUUUUCUUCGAGAUCAGAAAGCAGAAGUAUCUUGAAGCUCUCGACCGGAAUGAUAGAGCGAAGGCUUGCGAGAUAUUAGCGAAGGAUUUGAAAGUUUUUUCUACAUUCAAUGAAGAUCUGUACAAAGAAAUUACUCAGCUUUUGACUCUUGAAAACUUCAGGGAAAAUGAGCAGUUAUCGAAGUAUGGUGAUACUAAAUCUGCUCGAGGCAUAAUGCUUGUAGAGCUUAAGAAACUUAUAGAAGCAAAUCCUCUUUUCCGAGAGAAGCUUUCUUUUCCCAGUUUGAAGGCGUCCCGCUUGCGAACUCUUAUCAAUCAAAGCUUAAAUUGGCAGCAUCAGCUUUGCAAGAACCCAAGGCAAAACCCCGACAUCAAGACCUUGUUCGUGGACCACACAUGUUCUCCUCCAAAUGGAGCACGUGCGCCUACUCCGGUCACUCUUCCACCAGGUGCAGCUGUUCCAAAGCCUUUAACUUAUGCUCCUCUUGGAGCACAUGCAGGACCUUUUCCACCAGCUGCAGUGCCUGCGAAUGCCAACACUUUAGCAGGAUGGAUGGUGAAUGCCAAUCCUUCCUCAUCCGUACAAUCAGCUGUUGCUGCUGCUUCAUCAAUACAGGUUCCACCCAAUCAAGUUUCAGGUCUGAAGCAUCCAAGAUCAUCUUCAAAUGCUCUUGGAACAAUAGAUUAUCAAAGCAAUGAACACGAACAAUUAAUGAAACGUCUGCGCCCCACACAGGCUGUUGAUGAGGUCUCAUAUUUUGCUCCUCCCCAACAAACUUCCUGGUCACUUGAUGAAGUACCAAGAACCGUAGUUUGUACCAUUAAUCAAGGGUUGACUGUAACAAGCAUGGAUUUCCAUCCUUCUCAUCAGACAGUACUUGCUGUUGGUUGCAGCAAUGGUGAAGUUACUCUGUGGGAAGUUGGGCUGCGAGAGAAACUGGUAUCGAAGCCAUUCAAGUUGCAUGAUAUGGCUGCUUGUUCUGUGCCAUUCCAGGCUGCUAUUGUCAAAGAUUCAUCCAUAUCUGUCAGUCGUGUAUCAUGGAGUCCUGAUGGAAAUUUGAUUGGGGUUGCAUUUAGCAAACAUUUGAUACACUUGCAUUCUUACAAGGGGCCAAAUGAUCUACGGCAGCUUUUGGAGAUUGAUGCUCACGUUGGUGGUGUGAAUGACUUGGCAUUCUCACACCCAAACAAGCAAUUGUGUGUUGUAACUUGUGGAGAUGAUAAAUUAAUAAAGGUUUGGGAUUUGUCUGGAAGAAGACUUUUUAACUUUGAAGGUCAUGAAGCACCUGUUUAUUCCAUUUGUCCUCACCAAAAAGAAAAUAUUCAGUUUAUAUUUUCAACUGCUGUUGAUGGGAAAAUUAAGGCUUGGUUGUAUGAUCUUAUGGGCUCCAGGGUUGACUAUGAUGCACCUGGACAGGGGUGCACUAGAAUGCUCUACAGUGCUGAUGGAAGCAGACUAUUCUCUUGUGGAACAAGUAAAGAUGGUGACUCUUUCCUAGUUGAAUGGAAUGAAACUGAAGGAGCAAUAAAGAGGACAUAUUCUGGAUUUAGAAAGAAAUCUGCUGGUGUUGUGCAAUUUGACACGACAAGAAAUCAUAUUUUGGCUGCUGGUGAAGAUUACCAGAUAAAGUUUUGGGAUACAGACAAUACCAAUGUUCUCACUAGUACGGAUGCUGACGGUGGGCUUCCAGCUCUUCCUCGCUUGAGAUUCAAUAAGGAGGGAACUCUUCUUGUUGUUACAACGGCACACAAUGGGUUCAAGAUUCUUGCAAAUGCUGAUGGUCUCAGAACCUUGAGAACAAUGGAAAGUCGUUCUUAUGAAGCAUCCAGGGCACCUAUUGAGAUGAAGGUAUCUGGUUCUUCUAUGGUUGGAAAUAUCAACCCAGUUGUAGCUAAGGUGGAACGUGUGGACAGAAGCUCUCCUGCUAGGCCUACUCCGAUCCUUAAUGGAGUAGAUCCUAUCAGUAGAAGCAUGGAAAGGCAAAGAAGUUUAGAUGAUGUAUCUGAUAAAUCCAAGCCUUGGGAACUGGUCGAAAUUGUUGAACCUGUUCAGUGUCGAGCCAUUACUUUGCCAGAUAGCAUAGAUCCUGCUAAAAAGGUUGCUCGACUUCUUUACACGAAUUCUGGUAUUGGCAUCCUGGCACUUGGUUCAACUGGAGUCCAGAAGCUUUGGAAAUGGAGCCGUUGUGAACAAAACCCAAGUGGAAAGGCCACUGCCAGGGUUGUUCCACAACAUUGGCUGCCAAGCAGCGGUCUUGUUAUGACUAAUGAUGUUCCAGAGAAUUCUGAAGAAGCAGUUCCAUGUGUGGCACUCUCAAAGAAUGAUUCAUAUGUAAUGUCUGCCUGUGGGGGGAAAGUUUCACUGUUUAAUAUGAUGACGUUUAAGGUGAUGACUACUUUUAUGCCACCUCCACCGGCCUCAACCUUUCUUGCUUUUCAUCCUCAUGAUAAUAACAUCAUAGCAAUUGGAAUGGAGGACUCAACCAUUCACAUUUACAAUGUUAGGGUGGACGAGGUCAAAACAAAACUGAAAGGUCACCAGAAGCACAUCACUGGUUUAGCUUUUUCCACCAGCCUGAAUGUCCUGGUUUCAUCAGGGGCUGAUGCUCAGCUUUGCUUCUGGAACACUGAAUCCUGGGAGAAGAGGAAAUCAAUUACAAUUGAACUGCCUGCUGGAAAGGUGCCUGUUGGUGACACUCGAGUGCAGUUCCACUCUGAUCAAAUCCACGUGUUGGUAUGCCAUGAGACCCAGCUAGCAGUGUAUGAUGCUUUGAAGAUGGAAUGGAUUCAACAGUGGGUGCUACAAGAUGUAUUAUCUGCACCUAUAUCGUGUGCAUCAUAUUCCUGCAAUAGCCAACUAGUUUAUGCUACUUUCACUGAUGGUAAUGUUGGAGUUUUUGAUGCCAAUAACCUGAAAUUGAGAUGUCGAAUUGCUGCAUCCGCAUACCUCUCACAUGCAUCGUCAAACAGCCAAACUCUAUUCCCCCUAGUCCUUGCUGCACAUCCCCAGGACCCAAAUCAAUUUGCUGUUGGACUUACCGAUGGAUGUGUUAAAGUUAUUGAGCCCUCAGAUUCCGAGGGGAAGUGGGUAGCGGCAGUGCCUGUUGAUAAUGGUAUGCAGAAUGGCAGGACAGCUUCAUCUUCCACUACUAAUGCUGCUGCUUCCGAGCAGCUCCAAAGAUGAAAAAACGUGUGCAUUCCAAAGUCCUCAUUUAUUUGUUAUUCAUGUAUAAUAUAACAUUAGUUGGUUGGCAUUUCACAUAUGCCUCACCAAAUGAGUGAGCAUAGGAAAAUGGGUUAAGGGAACAUAAAUUUGUGUACAUUAUAUGGAUUUGGUCUGACAGAAUAGAUAUUUAAUUAUUUCUUACAAUGUUAAAUCACUUUUCUGCCUAUUCACUUA